GGCAACACUAGUCGCUCGUUGCCCUACAGCGGCAACUAGCCUUACCAAGCAGAUGAUUUAUCACGGUUUUCUGUAUACUGGGAGCGGGUAAUGUGCACAAUACAGAGGAAUAACUUGAUUCAAGCCAGCAAUACGUUUAAUCUGUUAAAAUUCAAAUGCUGGCUAGAGUUAGCGAGGUAACAUUUAAGCAGGUAACUGCUAACAGCUGUUAGCAGUGCUAGCAGUUCUGACAUGAGCUUCAAAUAUCCGAAACUAGUUUCUAUUUAGUCCACAAAACUUUUUCAUUACCACAUUGUCUAAAUCUCUACAAGGUUCUACUUUGUGGUUCAAAAUGGACAAGUUUGUUGUUCGGCUCCCUAAAAGUGAAACUCUUCAAAAAGCGAAGAGCGACGAGAAGGUUUAUAAACAAACUACAAUAGAAUCUUUACGGAGAGUGGUUGUGAUUGAGGACAUUAUGCGCUACAAGUCCAUGUUGGAGCUGCCAGAACAGAACAAGGACAACCUGCUGACUGCCUUGACCGAGCUGAGCAAGAAGAUCCCAUCCAGAGAGGUGCUCAAGUCCACAAAGAUAGGUCACACAGUCAAUAAAAUGCGAAAGCAUCUGGACCCUGAGGUGAGUUCAAUGGCAGCAAAGGUUUACACUGACUGGAGGACAUUCAUUGAGGAGAAUUCAAAUAAGCCAUCUAUUGAAGUGCGCUCCGACAAACAGUCAGAAGCACUCAGGAGCAACGCGAGAAGACUCAUGUGUGAAGCCCUGGAGGUCAAGGAGGAUUCUGCUCUAAUAGACAACAUAGAGAGAGAGGUGUUUCACCAGAGCUCCCGGUUAGUCAGCUCUUCAUACAGGCGGACUGUUCGAACGCUGGUGUUUGCCUUCAAACACAACCCUGACAUCAGAACUCAAGUGAAGGACAACACAAUGUCAGUCAACCAGCUGGUUUCUAAAUACAAAAAGUAGCUUAUGAUAAAUUAGGCUUAGUCUUGGACUGCACAUUGAAGGCUGUUUUGAGCAAGUUUUUUGGGGGCACAAACAUUUUAUUAUUUUUUAAAUAUUUUAGUGAUUUUCUGUAAAUACCAUACAAAAUACAUUUGUGGCACAUCAGUAUCCCUCCACUUAUUUUUAACUGCACAUUAAUUGCUGAUAUCAUUUUUAUAAUGGAAUCGUAUGAUAUUUUUUUGUCAGUAUUUUUUAUGGUGUCUGAACCUUUCAUAUAAAAAAUGAUUUAAAAAAUGACAAUUUCA
Messenger RNA from Amphiprion ocellaris (clown anemonefish), 1239 nucleotides. RefSeq names its product transcription elongation factor A (SII) N-terminal and central domain containing 2 (gene tceanc2). Gene Ontology annotation, biological process: DNA-templated transcription. Lineage: Eukaryota; Metazoa; Chordata; Actinopteri; Pomacentridae. Gene Ontology annotation, cellular component: nucleus. The transcript has 4 exons. The record is from RefSeq and is a predicted model, not a curated record. Bases 332 to 955 code for a protein of 207 amino acids.